This is a messenger RNA of Symbiodinium necroappetens, 1539 nucleotides long. NCBI's taxonomy places the organism in Eukaryota, Dinophyceae, Suessiales, Symbiodiniaceae. The record is from the annotation of a GenBank genome assembly.
AUGGCCCAGGAGCAGGGACGUGGGGAUGAGGCCAUGGAAGUUGUCGGAUGGGAUGGCGGCGCCGAGGGGCAGGAGCUUGACACGGAGUUCCAGACUGGGGAUUGCCUGGAAGUAGAGUUCGAGGAUGAUGAAGCGCCGGAUGACGACGGCGUCGAUGACAUGGGAGAUGAGGAGGUUGGUGUCAUCCCGGAGAGCGAGAUUUACUCCGAUGAGGAGGUCGGCGCUACAACUGACGAUGCGUUGGCGAAAGUCGUUCACGAGGACAGCGUGCUGUCGGUGGCCAUCUGCCCCACAGACAGGAGUAUUCUGCUCACGGGUGGACAGGAUGAUUCUGCCGUUCUCUGGUCUAUAGAAGAGAAGGAUGGAUCCCUCAGGUGUAGCCAGAGGUGUCGUUUGCAAGGACACACAGACUCCGUCGUGGAGGUGGCCUUCAGCACGGAUGGAGCCUAUGCGGCUACAGCUUCCUAUGAUGGCACGGUGAGGAUUUGGAACUCUGGAGAUGGCUCCCUGGUGCAGCACUUGGAGGGGCCCUCGAAGGAGAUAGAGUGGAUCCUGUGGCAUCCGAAGGGCCAUGCCAUCCUCGCAGGGUCGAACGACACAAUGGCAUGGAUGUGGUGGGCCCCCAGCGGCAAAGUGAUGCAGAUUUUUGCAGGCCACGCGGCAGGCGUGACGUGCGGGUGCUGGGGCCUAGGUGGCAAGGUUGUCGUCACUGGUUCUGAAGAUCAUGGUGUCAUCGUGUGGAAUCCACGCGCAGGAACGCCACAGCAUCACAUAAGAGAGGUUCAUGAGAGUUCGAUCAUUUCCAUUUGCUCUCAUCCCGAAUCGCCAAUCGUCGUGACCGGCGCGGAGGAUGCCACGGCCAAGAUUCUGCAGAUCGAGACCGGCAAGGUGCUUGAGCCCUUACCUGGUCACAUCGAUUCCGUAGAAGCCGUUGCGUUUAGCAACGCGCCUCCGAAGAGCACGCUGUUGCUCGCAACUGGAAGCAUGGAUGGCACGGUUCAGAUUUGGGAUGCCAAGUCCAUGGACCUUCGCUGCACCAUAAAGGAUCACUUCGAGAAGGGUGGUAUUGUCAAGCUCAAGUGGCUGCCCGGUUCCACGUUCGGGAACUGGUUCUGCACCUGCUCGACCGACAAGACAUUAAGACUGUUCAAUGGCUUGUCUGGCGACUGCCAAAGAACUCUGCAGGGCCACUCUGAGACAGUCUUGGGUUUGGACUUGUCCUUGGGCGAGGUGAAUGGAAAGCCACAGCUCGUCGUGGCUUCUGCAUCCGAGGACAGAAGCAGCCGGAUCUUUGUUGUGGCGUUGUGGACGGCCGGUGCUGAGGUUGCUACAUGUGGAGUGAGCCCCACUGGCGGCUACAGCCUGCCUGGCCUGCCUACGGCUUCAUACGGUUUGCCUUCGCCAGCAUUGCAGGCAACUGGUGCCGGUUUGGAGGCUCCAAAGGAAACAAGCCAGCAGACGGCAACGCCAACUGCCAGUCCCGGCGAGCCAGCGACUCCCGCCGGGCCCGGGCUCUCGCCUUCAAGCAUGCCUGUCUGA